UCACUCGUGGCUCAUGUCACUGGAUACGAGCUAUUUAAUUUCAUACUUUUAUGUUUUUGCUUUUUGUUUGUUUUGCUCAACAUAAAACCAAAUGUUAAAGUUAUACUUUAGCAAUUAAAAAAUAAUAAUUUAUUGAAAUUCUUCUGAACUUUUUGUACAAAUGUGUUAUAUAAAAUAUUGAAAUGAAGGGCUGUGUGCUGUUUUCAGGCAUCUGUUUGGAUUUGCAAAGUGUCAUUAACCACAAUGCUAAUAUUGUGGCUCUCUCCUUUAAAAAACAGGUUUCCAUGGCUUCAAACAGUCUGUUCAGCAGCCCCAGCCCAAUGCUGUACUGGGAUCCUGUGGUGAAGUGCCGUCUGUCACCAUCAGCCAGCACUCGUCAACUGGAUGAACAAGAGCUGAGGUGUCUCCACCAGUGCAGUACAGCUCCACCCAGAGGACUGGUCCCGACCGACAGCCCAAAUUUCCUCUGCAGCAGCCUGCCUCAGCACUGGAGGUGUAAUAAAACACUACCAAGAGCCUUUACUGUUGUUGCCCUGGGGAACGAUGUGCCUGAUGGCGUGGUUGUGACAGUGAUGGCUGGCAAUGAUGAAAACGUCAGCGCAGAGCUACGUAAUGCCACAGCCACCAUGAAACAAGGCUGUGCCCACUUCAACGACCUCCGCUUCAUCGGCCGCAGCGGCAGAGGUAAGAGCUUCACCUUGACGAUAAACGUGCUGACCUCACCUCCUCAGAUCGCCACCCUACACAGGGCCAUAAAGAUUACCGUGGACGGACCACGGCUGCCCAGACGUCAGAGGCAGAAGGAGAUGAAGGCUGGAGUUUUUAGGCCCUCCAGCAGCAUCAGUAGCAGCACGGCUUCAUCAGAAUGCAGAUCCUUUCCUUCCACCUCUCUGUGGAUGAAUGAGUCCUUUCUGGGCCCAGUGACCUCUUUGGCAUCUUCAUUCGCUCCUACUCCCAGAAUGCACCAUCUGCCUGCCCUCCCUUACUCUACCCAACCUCCUCCAUACAGUUCCUACCUGUCUUCUCCUCCUCCUCCCCCUCCGCUCAGCCACAGUGGUCCAUUCCAGGCCGGCAGCUUCCACUACGGGCCCCACCAACCAUUCCAAACAACAGGGGAGGACCGCAAUGUUGUCACAGCACUGACCAAUUAUAUUGAAGGGGGGUGUCUUUCCAUGAGAGGGGAGGAGCCUGUUUGGAGACCUUAUUGA
Molecule: messenger RNA, 1208 nt
Organism: Oreochromis aureus
Lineage: Eukaryota; Metazoa; Chordata; Actinopteri; Cichliformes; Cichlidae
Product: runt-related transcription factor 3-like
Exons: 6
Coding region: 183-1208 (341 amino acids)
Biological process (GO): regulation of transcription by RNA polymerase II; neuron differentiation; hemopoiesis
Cellular component (GO): nucleus
Molecular function (GO): ATP binding; DNA-binding transcription factor activity, RNA polymerase II-specific; RNA polymerase II cis-regulatory region sequence-specific DNA binding
Source: RefSeq, a predicted model, not a curated record